Messenger RNA from Coregonus clupeaformis (lake whitefish), 2613 nucleotides. Its product is annotated as gap junction Cx32.7 protein-like. Bases 342 to 1745 code for a protein of 467 amino acids. The record is from RefSeq and is a predicted model, not a curated record. The transcript is spliced from 3 exons. Gene Ontology annotation, biological process: cell communication. NCBI's taxonomy places the organism in Eukaryota, Metazoa, Chordata, Actinopteri, Salmoniformes, Salmonidae. Gene Ontology annotation, cellular component: connexin complex.
CAUGCAUUUGACUUUUAUUGACGUCCAGAGCUACGCCAUGAGAUGGUUGGCAGUAUUGAUAACAUGUCCUACUGUGUCUGUGUGGUGUCCUGCUGUCAACAGUUGCGUGUUAAAGCUAGCCCCGGGUAAUUGUCCAGUCGUUUGGUGGAUCGAUCCUUGCAUUUUAUGAGUCCUGCUUGCAACAGAUUGGAGAGACACUCACUGUAGCUAUGCUCAGAGAUGGGUUGCCGAUCUCUUCAAUCUGUGGAAACAAAACUUUAAUUAUACCAAAUAAUCGGUUCUUUCUGAAGCAAGUGGAACAGACAACCUAGUUGAAAUCAUAAGGAUAUGUGAAACAGAAGAUGGGGGAUUGGAACUUGUUGGGGAGUAUCUUAGAAGAGGUACAUAUUCAUUCAACCAUUGUGGGAAAAAUCUGGCUAACCAUCCUUUUCAUAUUCCGGAUGCUCGUACUUGGUGUGGCAGCAGAGGAUGUUUGGGAUGAUGAGCAGAGUGAGUUUGUGUGCAACACGGACCAGCCUGGGUGUAAGAAUGUGUGCUAUGACGAUGCAUUCCCCAUUUCUCUUAUCCGAUACUGGGUGUUACAAAUCAUUUUCGUGUCCUCUCCCUCUCUGGUGUACAUGGGACAUGCACUGUACCGUUUGAGGGCCCUUGAAAAAGAGAGACACAAGAAGAAAGCUUUCCUGAAAGCAGAGCUAGAGGGCGCUGAGCCUGUUGAUGAAGACAGACUGAGGAUGAUAGAGAAGGAGCUGAGGAAGCUGGAGGAACAGAAGAGAGUAAGGAAAGCUCCACUCAGGGGCUCCUUGCUUCGCACAUAUGUUUUCCAUAUCUUGACAAGGUCAGUGGUGGAGGUUGGCUUCAUAGUGGGACAAUAUGUACUCUAUGGAAUUGGGCUGGAUCCUUUGUACAAAUGUGAGAGAUUGCCUUGCCCAAACAGUGUGGAUUGCUUUGUGUCCAGACCAACUGAGAAGAACAUUUUCAUGAUCUUCAUGCUCGUCAUCGCUGGGGUUUCUUUGUUUUUGAAUCUCCUCGAAAUAUUCCACCUGGGAGUGAAGAAAGUCAAACAAAGUCUGUAUGGAAAUAAAGGUGCAGAUGAUGACAGCAUAGUAUACAGGUCCAAGAAAAACUCCAUGGUCCAGCAGGUGUGUGUCCUUACAAACUCAUCUCCCCAAAAGAUGAUGCAGUUCACUCAGACGGCCUACACAAUGGAUGCUGUCCCAUCGUACAUGCCUUCAGUAGCUCCUCACAACGAUGGUGGUGGCACCAACGGUUCAGAGCAGUAUCCUAGACAGCUGGGGGCCGUGGAGCGCCGCUACACUCUGGACCAGAGGAACCACUCAUGCACCAGUGAUGACUCCAACGGACUUAAAGGCUCAGGCCACCCCAGGCACGACGGAGCACAGCCACCACCUUCCCUCAUGGCCAGCCAUAUGGAGAUACCAGCAGCCCUGCAGAACCAGCUGCGCAAACAGAGCCGGGUCAGCGCUCUGCAGGACUACAGUGACGUGAGUGAUUCACCUGACAGUGACUACUAUCCCACGGCGAGGAAGGCUAGUUUUAUGUCCCGGGGACUCUCUCAGACCAACCUGGCCAGUCCUCCUGAUAGCCCGAACUCUGGGAGUGGGGCGGACACAGAGGCCAAGCGUAUCGCCCAAGGAGAGAGCCCACCUAUGACCCCACCUCCAGCUAGUGGACGAAGAAUGUCAAUGAGCAUGAUUCUGGAAUUGUCUUCAAUCAUGAAAAAGUGAGAACUGGCUGAGGGACCAGAAGGAUCUGGGGACCCUGAUCGCAAAGCGACACUCCCUUCUAAUUGCCUAAUUGUAUUCAUAAUAACAUAUGUAUAGAGCUCGCCAGCUUGUAAUCCUAAAACCUGGAAAUUAUUUACCACUGUUUCGUUCAGCCAUUCCUAUGGGGGAAAUGAAUGGGGCUUUGGGAUAAAUGAGAUAAUAUCAUUCAGUUAACAUUACCCUUAUGAAUUAUGAGCUUGUUUUGAUUAUAUAAUUGCUUCAAAAUUCAGAAAAAGUGACGUUAGCUGUUGAAGAUUAUAUCAUAGAACAAAACGUAUAAGACCUCUACUAAGAUUGCGUUUAAUACAGGCCUUAUUUUCGGGAUUUAUCCAAAAUGCCUCCAAAAUAUGCCAUUCAUUUCCCCAUAGGCUUUGGCCAACGAGCCAUGUCGGAGUUAGUUUCUACAAAAAGACGGCAUUACUAUUGCUCUCUAUUGUAGAUGGGAAGUAAACGCUUUAGUACAAUUAUGUUGGCAUGGGUAGUUCUAAUUUUGUAUUUGUCACAUGCUAUCUUUGCAAUAAACAUCUGCGGUAUCACAUUUAAUAGAAUUUCUGUGGAAUGUAUGACUGCAAGCUACUUGUAAUGACAUUUUGCACACGUUAAAAUGACAUUUGGCUUAAAGUGAGCAUGUUCAUAUGAUGAGACAAUGGCCUUCUAAGGAAAUUCUACAUUUUUAAAAGACUCAUAGUUUGUGAUCGCUAAUACACUUAAAACACUGUGGGAUAUGAUAACCUCCACUUUACAAAAUAUUUUAUCAAAAAAAUGUAAGAAUGAUUUUUGGAAGCACUUUGAUAUUGUUUACCGUACAGAAUGAUGAUAAAGUUGGAGA